Heterostelium album PN500 is the source of this 603-nucleotide messenger RNA. It is a transcript of the gene pefB, whose product is annotated as penta EF hand calcium binding protein. The transcript is spliced from 3 exons. Lineage: Eukaryota; Evosea; Eumycetozoa; Acytosteliales; Acytosteliaceae. The coding region runs from base 1 to 603 and encodes 200 amino acids. The record is from RefSeq and is a predicted model, not a curated record. Gene Ontology annotation, molecular function: calcium ion binding.
AUGUACUUUCAAGCUCAACCAAUGAUGACCACUGUCGUUCAAUUCCAAGCCCCUGUCGUUAUGCAGGGUAUGUGGUAUUACAACCUCUAUGCUCAAUUACAACAACAACAACUCAUGGAAAUGAAUGCUUGGUUCAUUUCUAUGGAUAGAGAUAGAUCUGGAACAAUCAGCAGUCACGAACUCCAAUAUCUUGUGAUCGGUGGAACUCCACUCGGUAUCGAUACUGCCAACAAGUUGAUUAGAUGUUUCGACAGAAAUAGAAAUGGUCAAAUCGAUUUCUACGAGUAUGCCGCUCUCCAUGCUUUCAUCAACCACCUCUAUAGAUGUUUCGCUGCCAACGACAGAAAUUUCUCUGGAACUAUUGAUGUUCGUGAAAUCUACUCUGCUUUGGCCUCUGCAGGAUUCAGCUUACCAUUCCAAACAGUCAAUCUCUACUUUAUGAAAUACUCACCAACAGGAGCACCACUCCUAUUCACACAAUACUUGAAUUUGUGUGCCUCUGUUGCUUUGACCCGUUCAUUGUUUGAAUGGUCCGACCCAAUGAGAACUGGUAUGAUCCACAUCACUCUCCAACAACUCUUUGACAUGUUUGCCUUGGCUUAA